Melitaea cinxia (Glanville fritillary) is the source of this 927-nucleotide messenger RNA. RefSeq lists its product as uncharacterized. Bases 1 to 864 code for a protein of 287 amino acids. NCBI's taxonomy places the organism in Eukaryota, Metazoa, Arthropoda, Insecta, Lepidoptera, Nymphalidae. The record is from RefSeq and is a predicted model, not a curated record. The transcript is spliced from 2 exons. Gene Ontology annotation, molecular function: protein binding.
AUGAAAUAUAUAAUUUUGUUAUUGUUCAUACAUAAAUGUGUAACGUUUGAUGUACCUAAAAGUGGUUGUAAAACGGACUUAACGAUAGACGAUGACCAUUAUAACGUGACCGAAACAUAUAAUGUAGGCGAUGUAUAUCCAACUGAUGCGCACUACGAUCCUUACGGAAAUCUCUUCUUCGUCGAGUACGGUCGCAAUUAUAAGGGCUACUUUUUUAAUAUUAAAGUUAUAAAACAGAACACAACUGAUGCUCAAAAUAUUCCUGGUUUACCUGAUGGCGAAAGCUACUCUAUCGCUGUGGACAAAAAGAACGCUAAUGUAUACUUUGGUACAAGUAAAGGAAUUUUUGUUUUCAAUUAUUAUCGGAAUGAAGCCACUUUGGUCUCAAAUCCUGAUUUCAAAUUAAACAUGAUUUUUAUUGACAAGGAUGGAAAUAAAUAUAUUACGGAUAAUCCUAAUGACACUGAAGAAUUGUACUUGUUAGCAGGUGAUAAAAAAAUUCGGUUCAGAAGUUUCGAGGCUCUUAAUGAAAUGGCGAUUGAUGACAAAAAUAAUUUUUACUACAUCAAAGAUGAAAAACUUUUUGUGUUAAAGUCUAAUCUCUCAAAAGCUCAAUUCAUUGGAAAUGUAUCUUAUAAAGGUUUUGCACAAAUAUCCUUUUAUGAAGAAGUUGUUUUCGUUGCAAGUGAAACUUUAACGUAUAUCCACGAAAAUGACACUGGUUCGUUGAAAUUGGUCAAAAAUAUUCCAGGAAAAGUAACAGCCAUAUCGUUUGAUAAUUCUGGCAACUUUAUACUUGGAACUUAUGGAAAAAUAUUCAAGUACACAGCAAACAACAAUGAGUGCUACCAUAGGAAAAAUUAAAAAAUACAUACAUAUAUGCAUAUUAAUUUGUGAAUAAAAUUUUGAAUAAUAAAAAAAACGUAU